This is a messenger RNA of Lates calcarifer (barramundi perch), 5948 nucleotides long. RefSeq names its product retinoblastoma-like 2 (p130) (gene rbl2). Lineage: Eukaryota; Metazoa; Chordata; Actinopteri; Centropomidae. Gene Ontology annotation, cellular component: nucleus; chromatin; transcription regulator complex. The record is from RefSeq and is a predicted model, not a curated record. Gene Ontology annotation, molecular function: RNA polymerase II transcription regulatory region sequence-specific DNA binding. Gene Ontology annotation, biological process: negative regulation of G1/S transition of mitotic cell cycle; regulation of transcription by RNA polymerase II; cell differentiation.
GCUCCUGUAAGUGUAAGAAAUCUCUGUAAAUCCAAAGAUGGACAGACCCUGACCCCUGACCCCUGAGAGUCAGGUGACAGGUGAGGAUGCUAACAGCUGCUAAUGGCAGGGAAGCUGGUCCUGGUCAGAGCAGGAGCAGCUCACCUGUAAGUUUGUUAACUAUUAUUAAUUAUUAUUAUUAACACGCUGUCCAGUUUUCAGCUGACUCCAUGUGUUAGUGUUAUGAUUGACAGGUGGAGUUAAAGCUCCAUGUUCCUGCAGAGCCUGAUAAUCCAGUCUGAAGCCCAUACUACAGUACUCAGUACUUUUUCUUGUUAAUAGAGUAUAUUCACGUUGUUGUAUCGGUGUUGUUACUUAAGUAAAGGAUCGACAUACUUAUUCCACCGCUGUCUGUUUAUGUAGUCUUAACCGUGUUUCAUCAGUUUAAGGUCAGAUAACUGAACCAACGUUUAGUGUCUGCGGCUGAUUUCUCCGCUGAAAACAGGUUUAUUCGAAGCCGAACGUUGUUUCCCGAACUAAACAUGUUUAAAAUCUGUUUUCAUGCGUUUUCAUGAUCGUAUGUUUAAAAUAACAGGAUUUAAGAGGUUUUAACGGUUUUUCAGAAGGACUUCCUGUUGAACCUCCGCGAGGGCGACUGAAAACAAAAACAAGCGGAAGUAGUAGUGUGAGGAUUGACGGCGGACCCACCCAUUCACGCGCAGCUACGCACGUUUAGUGGGUUGGGGUACGUUACGCUCACGCUGGUAUUCGCUAACUAAGAUACGUAGAGAAGUGACGUUUCACGGCGUCACUCGGCGUCUCCGUACGCAGUGUUUACGCAGAAUAGUAUCUGUCAGUCAAAGGACAUUUAAAUGGCCACAGUGCUCAGCGCCGUGAACCGAACAGCACCGUAAUAACACUGUUACGGUGAUAUCUGCGCUCCUAGCUGAGGAAACGGCGUCUGUCCGUGUCGCCGUUGUCGCUCUCCUCCCGGUAAACCCGCCGUUUGUUCGCUGCGUUUGUUAUAAAAGACUCAAAAUGAGCGACGAGGACGAGUUUCUGCAGAAAGCCCGAGCCGGGUUUGAGGAUCUGUGUCGGGCUCUGAACAUGGACGAAGAGGCGAGUACCGAGGCGUGGAAGACCUACGAGAACAUCAGCAGGAAUUUUACUCUGGAGGGCAGUGAGCUGCACUGGUUGGCCUGUGCUCUGUAUGUAGCCUGCAGGUCCUCUGUGCCCACAGGAAAAGGCACGGCAGACGGGAACUACGUCUCUCUGACCAGAAUCCUCCGCUGCUCAGAAAUGAGCCUGAUUGAGUUUUUUAAUAAGAUGAAGAAGUGGCAGGACAUGUCCAACCUGCCUCAGGAUUUCCGUCAGAGCACUGAGAAGCUGGAGAGAAACUUUACGGUGUCUGCGGUCAUCUUUAAGAAGUAUGUUCCCAUCUUUAAAGCCAUCUUCAAGGCCCCGUCUGAGGAGCCACCACGAGUCCACCGCAGCCGCAAACAGAGACGUCAUCCCUGCACUGUGACCGAGGUCUUUAACUUCUGCUGGGUUUUAUUUGUCCACGCUAAAGGGAACUUCCCCAUGAUCAGUGACGACCUGGUGAACUCGUACCACCUGCUGCUCUGUGCUCUGGACCUGGUCUUCACCAAUGCUCUGCUCUGCAACGCCAGGAAAGACCUGCUCAACCCCAGCUUCAGAGGUCUACCAGAGGACUUCAGCAGUAAGGACUACAGACCGUCCUCCGGUCCGUUCUGCUUCAUAGAGCAGCUGUGUGAGCUACAUGACGGGCUGGUGCUGGAGGCCAAAGGAGUCAAAGAACACUUCUGGAAACCCUUCGUCAAGAAACUCUUCCACAAGAGGAUCCUCAGAGGGAAAGAAGACGGUCUGACUGGAUUCCUGGACCCCAUGAACUUUGGAGACAGUUUUCUGUCUCUCAGUCGGGUGUAUGAGGAACAUGUCCUGGCCACCGGCAGUCUGGACGAGAGGAUCUUCACCGGUGAGGGGGCGAGCGAGGACAUCGGCACCCCGGGGCCCUGCCUGUGUGAGGGGGUGGAGAACCAGGACAGCGCCACCUACAGGCUCCACACCAGCCUCACAGCCUCAGCUCUGAAGGUGUCCACUCCUCUGACAGGGAGGAAGUACAUCCAGGAGAACAGCCUGGCCUCUCCACUCUCCUCUGCCAUGAAGAGCGUCGGACGUCUCCACACUCUGCUGUCGGGAACCAAACAGGGUCCCAGUCCCAAACUAACUGAGACUCUGAGGACUUGUGCCAGAGACCCCAGUGAUGUCAUCAGUAAGCGACUGAAGGACAUUGACCUCUUCUCUCAGCAUUAUGAGGACGGAGCAGAGAGCAGGGGGAUGGGGAAAGACAUGGUGGUGAAGUAUUUCCACCUGGCAGAGGCGCUCUACUACAGGAUCCUGGAGUCCAUCAUUGAGAGAGAGAAGAUGAUCCUGGGAGACGCCGACCUGUCUUGUAUCCUGGAGCAGGACGUCUUCCACCGCUCGCUGCUCGCCUGCUGCCUGGAGAUCGUCAUCUUCUCCUACAGACCUCCAGGAGACUUCCCCAACGUCAUCACCACCUUCCAGCUCCCCGCCUAUCACUUCUACAAGGUGAUCGAGGUGUUGGUGCGCUCAGAGCAGGGGUUGUUUCGGGAGGUGGUGAAACACCUGAACCAGGUGGAGGAGCAGGUUCUGGAGAGUCUGGCCUGGACCAGUGACUCUCCACUGUGGGAGAGUCUGAGAGGAGCUAAAGACCACGUCCCCACCUGUCAGGAGGUGAUGCCUCCUCAGUACCUGGAGCAGAGUGAUGAGAGCAGCACAGGCAGCGUCCCCGUCACACCCAUCAACCACCAGGACCUCAGCACCAGCAGCACCGUCAAAGGCGUCUCCCCCUCCCCCACCACCCUCCUGGACCGGUACAGCUCCUCCCCCACCACGACAGCUCGCCGCCGUCUGUUCGUGGACCCGGUGGACGGAGACACCGGAGCCGCCUCUACCAGCAGCAGCAGCACCGUGCCGGCCAGCGUCACUAAGACCGGACAGGCCGGCCUGGUCGCAGCCAUCCCCGCCGGGCAGACCGUGGUCACCAUGGCAACAGCCACCGUCACCGCCAACAACGGGCAGACAGUCACCAUACCUGUGCAGGGUAUAGCCAAUGAGAGCGGAGGAAUCACCUUCAUCCCGGUCCACACCCUGAGCGUGACCGGACAGGGUGGAGCCACGCUGCAGCCGCUGUCUGCCCAGACUCUGACCGGCACCCUCACCGUCCAAUCAGCCGUCAGCAAACCAGCCGUCAAAGCGGCGAGCAGUCCUCUGAGGAAAGGCUCGCUGUCGCUGUUCUUCAGGAAGGUGUACCACCUGGCCAGCGUCCGGCUCCGAGAUCUUUGUGCAAAGCUGGACAUCUCAUCAGAGCUGAGGAGGAAGAUCUGGACGUGUUUUGAAUAUUCUCUGGUUCACUGCACCGAGCUGAUGAUGGACCGACACCUCGACCAGCUCCUCAUGUGUGCUGUGUACGUCAUGGCCAAGGUGACCAAAGAGGACAAGUCCUUUCAGAACAUCAUGAAGUGUUACAGGACUCAGCCUCAGGCCAGCAGCAACGUGUACAGGAGUGUGUUGAUCUCAGGGAGGAGGAGGCGUCAGUCCGGCAGCAACGACACAAACAAACAGAACUCAUCGACCGACUCCAGCCAGGAUCCAGCAGGUGGAGACAACAGUCCAGUGUCUAUUCGGUCCAGCAGCACCCUGCCGGCCCCCCAGCCCAGCAGCGCCCCCUCCACACCCACCAACACCUCCACCAAGAACACCUCCUCCUCUUCUGCAGGAGACGCUGAGGAGGAGCGGGGAGACCUGAUCCACUUCUACAACAACGUUUACAUCAAACAGAUGAGACUGUUUGCUCUGAGAUACUCACCCAGCUCCCCCUCUGCAGGGGUGGAGUCCCCCUCCCUGUGUCCGUACCCCACCCUGAGGAUCGGCUCUCCUCGCCGGAUGCUUCUCUCCAGCAAACACUCCAUCUACAUCUCACCUCACAAGACAGGCUCCGCCCCCUCGCCGACCACCCCCCGAGACAAGAUUUACUACUACAUCUGCAGCAGCCCCCCCAACCGUCUCCAGGAGAUCAACAGUAUGAUCCGGACGGGGGAGACUCCGACCAGGAAGCGCAGCAUGCCUCUGGAGGACGAGACAUCUCCCAAGAGAGUCUGUCCUGACAAUCACUCUGCCCUCCUCCGCCGCCUGCAGGACGUCGCCAACGACCGCAGCUCCUCCCACUGAGACACACACUCACAGUAUCUACACACACUCAUAACAUCACCAUCGUCACACUGUGAGAGCUCUCCUCCUCCACAGUCCCGUCAUACUGAUCAGACUGAUUCGGAGCAUUUGGUCACUUUUAGAUUUAAUUUUAUUGAACUCAUCAAUAAUCGAUCUGAUGAGGAGAAGAAACAUUUCUAACAUACAUAUAUAGAAUCUGUGUCCAAACGGAAACAGAAACAGACUGAAUAUCUGUUUCACAGCAGAAGUUCUCUCAGGUCAGCAGGUCCAGACUGAACUCUUUAGAUUAUCAUAUUUACAGAUCCACCAUGAGCAGUGGAGAGGCAGAAACCUGGAGCAGAACCAGAAGCUGUGAGCUGUUCCUUUAAAGAGGCUAAAACAAAAUGACCUGCUGAUUAACCAAAAUGUGAGGAUGAUUCAUUUUUCAGUUCAAUAAAUUUGUUCUGAAAAUGACCAGAAUGCUUUUAAAGUCUGAGUCCCAGAAAAACCAUCUCUGCUCAGUGUCAGUUUCUGUUUCUGAAUGUUUGUGUUUGUGGUUCAGGUUUUUAAACUGAGGCUCCUCCACAGGAGGAGGAGGAGGUGAGUCAGAGACACUGAGCUGAGAGCGACAGGUGAGAGCGACAGGUGAGAGGGACGACAGGUGAGAGGGAUGACAGGUGAGAGCGACAGGUGAGAGGGACGACAGGUGAGAGGGAUGACAGGUGAGAGGGAUGACAGGUGAGAGCGACAGGUGAGAGGGACGACAGGUGAGAGGGACAGGUGAGAGCAACAGGUGAGAGCGACAGGUGAGAGGGACGACAGGUGAGAGGGAUGGCAGGUGAGAGGGAUGACAGGUGAGAGCGACAGGUGAGAGGGACGACAGGUGAGAGGGACGACAGGUGAGAGGGACGACAGGUGAGAGGGACGACAGGUGAGAGGGAUGGCAGGUGAGAGGGAUGACAGGUGAGAGGGACGGCAGGUGAGAGGGGUGACAGGUGAGAGCGACAGGUGAGAGGGACGACAGGUGAGAGGGACGACAGGUGAGAGGGACAGGUGAGAGGGACGACAGGUGAGAGCGACAGGUGUUAGAAACAUCACAGUGUUCACAGUUCACAACUCUGCAUCCAAUCCACAGCAGCAUUAUACUUCCUGUUUCUAUCCCCUGAAGCAUUAUGGGAAGUGUAUUUCAGCUCCUCCGAGCAGCAGAGCUGAUCGAUCGUUGUUCUAACUGAAGGUGUGAUGAAGCAGCUGCAGCUUCUGAUGCUUUAUUUUAUCUGACGUGUUUUCUACAGAACUAAUAACAGCUCUGAUGUAAACUCUGUCAUUAUUUAACCACAGGUUUGAAGAGUUUCAUCUCAAAAACAUCAUGAAAAUCUUCUCCCUGAUCUUCGGCUUUUAUCAGUGAAAUGAUCAAAUCAGUUAAAGGGCUCCAGAUUCUAAUAUUGAACGUGAUCACACCAGCAGAUGUUUCUGUUCCUGAGAUGUUAUUUUGAGUGAACAUCCUCCUCCUGUCGUCAUGGAUCUGAACCUGGACUCUGUCCUGAUGAGAUGUCUGUAAAUAUCUGUAAAAAAGAGAAAAGAAAACCUAUUUUAUGGAGGUGGAUGUAAGUGAAGUGCCUUUGUUUUUUACUCCUGAAUCUGUUUGUUUGUUUACAGACUUUACCUUUGUUAGAUGGUAAGAAAAACAGCUGAUGUCAUUAAAGACAGAUUUAAAGUGA